Messenger RNA from Nymphaea colorata (pocket water lily), 3783 nucleotides. RefSeq names its product indole-3-acetic acid-amido synthetase GH3.10-like. The record is from RefSeq and is a predicted model, not a curated record. The transcript has 4 exons. Gene Ontology annotation, molecular function: acid-amino acid ligase activity. The coding region runs from base 1831 to 3603 and encodes 590 amino acids. Lineage: Eukaryota; Viridiplantae; Streptophyta; Magnoliopsida; Nymphaeales; Nymphaeaceae. Gene Ontology annotation, cellular component: cytoplasm.
CAGAUAUGCUCUCAAACAAGAUCUUCUCUGUGAGCAAGAUUUCAAGAGAGGAAGUUGUUUCUUCUACCUUUACUAGGAAAAAAAAUGAAAGCAGACAACCAAAAUAGGCUCUGUGUAGUACUGCUGCUUCUGCCGUUUGGAAAGCUCGGCCACCACAUAAUGGAAGUGGCUACCUUAUCAGUAUGGCCAAAAGAGAAGGUGCUGUUCAAUCAAUGGAGCGAGCAGGAGGCUGCUCGUAGAUAUUGUCGCUAUUAUGCCUCCAAAAGGUGAUACUAUUGAAUCAGAUGGCGGUCGCCCCAAAUGUCUGCAGCAUCUUUGUGUUUCUGUUUGCUAACAAUCCUGGUUGUGCAAAAUGAGCGGUAGUCACCAUGAUAUUUUGUGGGCAGCCUUCCCCUCUUCUGAUAUCGAAGACAGGAAUGCAUGAUCCUACCUUCCAUUUCUUAUCUUCCUAAUAUUUACUUGUUAUUGUUCAUUUAUUUUGGGGAGUGAUUAAUGCUGGAUGCAAGAUUUUCACAGUGAAAACCCUAGAACCGCACGUUUGGAAUUUACUUUUAUUAAAUCUAAGAUUCUACACAAAUUCCGGAGAUUUGAAAUGAUAGAAAAAUUGUCCAUUCAAAAUUUCGAAACUUUACGUAUCAGAAAACCGUUUUUGUAUUUGAGUUUGAUUUCCAUGGGAAAAGGUAACAACACUACGGAAGGCUACCAUCGACUUUAGAAUCGAUGGGUGUUGAAGUCCUUUAUUUAUUGGGCUGCUACAAUUACCCACUGCCCAAAAUCAAGAGGUGGAAAUCUGGCAUUCUGCUACACCUAUCUGCGUUUUACAAUUUCAGCGUCAGUUUCACGUUUUGUCCUUUGAUUUCUGCUUACUGCUAACGCCAUUACUACAUGCAGCAACUUCAGCUAUAAUUAUGGAAUGCUUAUCUCCUGACUUACCAUCAUCUCUUCAACCGUAAACAGUAGCAUGCACCCGUUGGCAAUGCUCUAUGCCAUGGUUAUGUCUUUCAUGCCCAUGAUUUUGCCAACAAAACUAGCUGGAAUCUUUUCCGUUAAAGCUAGACUUUUCUGCUUCUUGACCUUGUCCUAAAACAGUAUGUUUCAUUGAUAUUAUUGUGUCCAUCAAUUGGGUUAGUUGGUUUCGUAUCUGGACAUUUUUCUUUUAUUUUUUCCUGAAAAAUGAAUUUCCCUGUGUUUCUUCUUCGUCAUAGAAUAAGACUUCUUCAACUUUCUGUGAAUCAAUGCUUAGAUUAGGCUUAUAAAAGGAAAAUGGAAGCUCAGAAUAAGAGUAGGAGUUAAUUUUUUCAUCAGAAAACGAUAAAUUUAACUUUUCCUUUCAGUGCAGAAGAUGGAAAUGGAUGAGGCAAUAACUGUUUUAAAAUUCCUCCAGCAGAAAACGGAGGCGGACUAAGCAUUAUAACCUUUUUAGCAGGAAACUGGAAGUGAAUGAGGAUUAGGAUUUUCUUUAGGGAAAGAAGUAAACAUAGAAAAGGGAAUGAGCACAUUGAGCAGUAAACGUUUUUAGCAAAAAACGCAAACGGAUUAAGCAUCGGAAUCUUUUUUUUUUCAGAAAAGGGAAAGCGGUGGGCAUUAAUAAUAUUUUUUCCAGCGAUGGAAGGAAAUGAAUUGAAAGAUGGAUAAAGAUUUCUGUGGUGGGGAUUGCGUCGUACAACUCGAGUCAAUUACUCAUGGACACUGACCACAGCAGAUUAUUGAGAGACAGCUCAACAGCUGCUCUGUUGACGAAGGGAAAAGAGGUAUAGAGGAAAGGGCCAUUUCUUUCGGAUCACAGAUUGCACGCGCUUUCGCAAGGCGAGAGAGAGGAGAGAGACAGAGAUGACCAGGAAAGAUGGAGAUGGGGGAGAUAUAAUCCAGUGGUUCGAAGAAGUGUGUAGAGAAGCACCAGCAGUACAAGCCCGGACGCUAGGCCAGAUAAUACGCCAGAAUAGUGGUGCAGAGUACCUCAACAAAUGGAUGGGACACCUCCCCCAGCUUCAUGAGAUGGAAGACCAGGAGUUAGAGUCACUUUUCUCAUCCUUUGUGCCUCUCUCUUCUCAUGCAGACUAUGAGCCUUACAUCCAAAGGAUUGCAGACGGAGACCCGUCUCCCAUCCUUAUUCAACAGCCUGUCACAACCAUUUCUUUAAGCUCGGGGACGACGGAAGGAAGACCAAAAUUCCUGCUCUUCACUCGUCACAGUGCUCAAUCCACCAUUCAUAUGUUUAGAUUGGCUGCAGCAUAUAGAUCCAGGUUGUUCCCAACCAAACCAGGAGGGAGGAUCUUGGAAUUCAUAUAUAGCAGCAAACUGUUCUACACAACGGGAGGGCAAAAGGUUGGAACGGCAACUACCCACUACUUUGAGAGUGAAGAGUUCAAGAUGAAGCAAAUGAAGACAGAGACAUUCACAUGCAGCCCCAGUGAGGUCAUCGCUAGCUCAGACCACCGGCAAUCCACGUACUGCCACCUCCUUCUAGGCCUGCACUUCUCAGAAGAGGUGGAGUACGUGACUUCCACCUUUGCCUACAGUAUAGUUGAGGCGUUCAGGGAAUUUGAGCUGCUUUGGAGAGAGAUUUGCAGCGACAUAAGGGAAGGCACCCUGAGCCCAAGAAUCACGUCGCCCAGCAUGAGAAGGGCAGUCACUGAAUUGAUCUCCCCAAACCCAGAUCUGGCCUCUACUGUGGAGCAGAAAUGCAUGGGCCUCAGGAAAUGGCACGGGGUUAUCCCUCGCCUCUGGCCCAACGCCAAGUAUGUGUAUUCGAUCAUGACGGGCUCCAUGCUGCCUUACUUGAACAAGUUGAGGCACUAUGCCGGUGGCCUGCCACUGAUUGGCGCAGACUACGGGGCUACUGAGUGCUGGGUUGGGGUGAACACAGAGCCUGCUGCCCCUCCAGAGACUGUCUCCUUCACAGUCGUCCCCACAUUUGCAUACUUUGAAUUCCUGCCCCUCCAUCGUCGCGACGCUCCGAUCACUUCUGCAGUGGCGGAUGAUGAAUUCAUUGAGGCUCAGGCAGUGAGGCUGUCGCAAGUAAAGGUCGGUGAAGAGUAUGAAGUUGUGGUCACCACCUUCACAGGACUCUACAGAUACAGGCUUGGGGACGUGGUACAGGUAUCAGGUUUCCACAAUGGCUCCCCGAAACUGAGGUUCGUGGGCAGAAGGAAGCUCACCCUCACAGUCAACAUCGACAAGAACACGGAGAUGGAUGUUCAGCUGGUGGUGGCCAAGGUGUGCGGGCUCCUCGUGGAGUCGGGCGUCGAGCUCAUCGACUUCACCAGCACGGCCAACCUCUCGACAACGCCGGGAAGCUACGUCAUUUACUGGGAGCUGAGCCAGAUUCCUGCAGAAACAGGCCUCCUAGCCGAGUGCUGCAAGAGAAUGGAUGAGUCUUUUAUGGAUCAUGGCUAUGUUUUGUCCAGGAAGGCGCACUCUAUAGGCCCCCUUAAACUCUGCAUUGUUAAGAAGGGCACGUUUAGGAAGAUUCUUGACCAUUUUGUGAAGGAUGGUGCGUCGCUGGGCCAAUUCAAGACGCCUAGGUGCACCUACAAUGAGUUCUUUAUUCAGAUCCUUGAGAGUUGCACCAUCGAGAGGAUUUAUAGCACGGGUUACUGCUGAAAUUGAAACGGAGACGAUAGGACGACACGCUUUUUUGGUUGGUCUGGGGCUGCCAAUCGGUUGUCCACCAGUGCAUGUUCGGAUAAUUCCCAAGAAUGUAUUAUCAAGCUGGCCCCUUGUCUCGAUUCCUUUCAGAUAGGCCAUUUGCAGAUGUAAGCACAAACAGAAUUCAGCAACGCC